CCUUGUGUUGGUGGUGCUUGGUUGCGUGACAACGCUCUCCAAAAUCUUUUGGAUGUGAACCGAUCCCGGAUUAUGAGCCCAAUAUUCUCGAGGGAGGCGUCAUGCCCGACUCUAACUUAGUGAGACCUUGCCUCGAUUUAGGUACCUAUCAUCAUGUCUCGAGCUUUGUUUACCGGCUGGGUGGAGCCCGAUUUUACCCUUAUACAAAGCUAAAGCGUUAAAGGAAAAGAAGAUAGAAGGACCACGAUCGAACUGCUCAAUUGUUGGCCUCCAUUCGGGCAAAUCUCAGGAUGGGGCAAAGUUCAAAGAAGAAGAAGAGGAAGAGUGGUGGAGUAGGGCGGCGCAACAAGUCAUCCAAAUCCAAAGAUCACAAUUCGAUUGGUGACGGUAAUUCUGAAUUGCUUGCCGAAGAGCUCACUGCAUUGUGUGCCAUAUUUCAAGAAGAUUGUGAAGUUGUUUCAGAGUCACCUUCACAGCUUCAUAUCCAGCUCAGGCCAUACUCAAAGGAUGCUGGCUAUGAAGAUUCAGAUGUGUCAGCUAUUCUUUCAGUGAGGUGUUUGCCUGGGUAUCCAUACAAGACCCCAAAGCUUCAGAUAAUACCAGAGAAAGGUUUAUCCAAAGCUGACGCUAACAACCUUUUGUCUUUGCUUUAUGAUCAGGCCAGCUCCAAUGCUCGAGAAGGGCGUGUAAUGAUCUACAAUUUGGUUGAAGCUGCUCAAGAAUUCUUGUCUGAAAUUGUUCCACAGGAGCAUUUGCAUGGAUCGGUUUCAUGCCAGUCGACAGAUAUUACCAGCCAAUUUACUUAUAAGGAUGCGACAGCUUCAUCUGGCGAUACCUGUUCUUUUGGUGGACAAUUUGUAUAUGGCUUUCUAGAUCUUUUUAGUGGCUCAGGUGAGUCGUGGCAUUGGAGCCUGGGAAUGAAUGAUACUGGUUGCAUAGACUCUUUGGUGCAGUCCCAUGUAUCAGAAGGUCUCACACAUGAAUAUGACAAUCAGCAAAAGAAAAUUGACCAAAUUGUGAAGCCAGCAUUGAAUGAAGCAGCAAAGCAAGACUCUUUGCGUAAGGCUGAAAUGAAAUUGGAUGAUCUUGAAGAAGAGAGUGUAGGCGAGAGUAAAAGUUGUAGUGAUUUGAGUAAAAGUUAUACGGAUGAAUCAACUGAAGACCAUGUCAUGUGCAAGAAUAUUUUUUUGGAAGGGAAUAUAUCAGACAGCGGUGAUGCUCAGCGGGAAACUGAACCUAAACCUUCAGAACUGGUGUCCUCUGGAUCUCUGGUCCUGGACCAUUUACCCCACACUCUAGAAAAAGACCUCAUUCUGGCACACUUGCUUCGGCUUGCCUGCGGCGCUAAAGGACCGCUAUCUGAUGCUUUGCCAGAAGUAACAUCAGAGCUCUUUGACCUUGGGAUUGUCUCCAAACGUGUACAAGAUUUGGCAAGCAAACCUUCUUCAAUUUUUGAUGGGACUUUUGAUCGUGUUUUUCAAGCACAUAAGGUGUCAUCAAAGCUCUCACAAUUUUGGAAAGCUUCAUCUGAAUUUGAAGGGCAGAAUUCUUCACCUCCUCAAAACUCUCGUUAUUUGAAUGACUUUGAGGAGCUCCAACCCCUAGGUCAGGGUGGGUUUGGUCACGUUGUGUUGUGCAAGAAUAAGCUUGAUGGGAGGCAAUAUGCAGUGAAGAAGAUUCGAUUAAAGGACAAGAGUCUGCCUUUAAAUGACCGUAUAUUGAGGGAAGUUGCCACACUUUCGCGGUUGCAGCAUCAGCAUGUUGUUCGCUAUUACCAGGCAUGGUUUGAAACAGGCAUCACUCUAUCUUGCGAUGAUUCCAGCUGCGGUUCCAGAACUGUUGUGAGCUCUAGUUUCACCUAUGUGGAUGGAAGUAUGUCGGACCACCUUGGACAGGAGAAUAAGCUCGAGCUGACUUACCUAUAUAUCCAAAUGGAAUACUGCCCAAGCCAAUCAUCCAGUACUCAUUAUCCUCCGCUGUGUCUCCUUUCUUCUAAACUAGAUGGUGUUGCACUGUUGCUUGUCCUCCAUUUGCAGGAUUUAACAUGUCUCCUGCCUUUUCUUAUCCUUGCUCUGGGGUUCUUAAUGUUUCUUGAAGAAAUCAAGCCACUUCCUCAUUUUAGUUAA
Molecule: messenger RNA, 2126 nt
Organism: Nicotiana tabacum (common tobacco)
Lineage: Eukaryota; Viridiplantae; Streptophyta; Magnoliopsida; Solanales; Solanaceae
Source: RefSeq, a predicted model, not a curated record